CGUAGGCUAGUCUUCCGAUGCUCCAACACCAAACUGUGCCAGCUCUGCGCCGGCGCCGCCGCCGCCGCGAAUGGCUUCCCGCCUCCUAACUAGAUCAGCCGCCGCGCGCCUCCUCUCCCACCUCCGCUCCUCCAGGGCCCUGAACCCUACCCACCACUUCCUUGACCAUGGCGCCGCGUUGGGCCCCCUCCUGGGGACCCUCGGCCGCGGCCUCCCCGCGGCAGGCAAACCAUCAACCUCUCGCGAUCCGCCGACGACGCGGUGGUUCUCUUCCCCGGCCAUGGUGGCGGAGGUGCCGAUGACAGCGGACGGGCUCACGGUGGACUCGAUUGCGGGAAAGGGGUGGACGAUCCUCCCCGAGGCCGAGAGCGACUGGCGCAGCCACGCCGCAGCCGUCGCGCAGUCCGUCAAGCUCAUUAAGAAGCGCCUCAAGUGGGGAUGGAUACUUGAGAGAUCAAGGCAGUUGUCUGUGGUGUUGGAAAGGCCAGACCUCUGGGAUGAUCCAGUUUUUGCGGGGAAGGUUAGUCGUGAACAUGGUGAGCUCAUGGGCAAGAUUAAAUCAGUGAAUCAAUUCGAGCAGGAGUUGAUGGAGCACAUUGACAUGUUGAGGCUGGCACGUGAAGAGGACGACAAUGAACUUGAGACGGAAACCAUGAGGGCAUUAGCCGAAAUGAGAAGAAGUGCAAAGGAGAAAGAACUGAAUGCGUUGCUUUCUAGAGAUAAUGAUUCUUGCUCUUGCUUCAUUGAGGUUCAGGCAGGAGCAGGGGGUACUGAGAGCAUGGAUUGGGCUGCAAUGGUUAUGAACAUGUACAGCUCAUGGGCCCAACGACGAGGAUACACAGUCACCAUUAUAGAAGAAAUGCCUGGUGAAGUAGCAGGAAUCAAGAGGGCAACUAUCAAAGUGGAUGGUGAAUAUGCAUUCGGAUAUGCUAAAGCUGAAGUAGGUGUUCAUAGAUUGGUGCGAAUUUCUCCAUUUGACAGUGGAAAGAGGCGGCACACUUCCUUCGCUGCUGUGGCUGUUGUACCUAUUCUUGGUGAUGGUUCUACACGAUACCAGAUAAAAGAUUCAGAUCUUCGGAUAGAACGUUUCCGCUCUGGUGGACCUGGUGGCCAACAUGCCAACUGCACAGAAAGUGCUGUUAGAAUUGUACACAUUCCAACCGGUAUAACUGCAACUUGUCAAAAUGAAAGAUCACAACAUAUGAACAAGUCGUCAGCAAUGGCAGUGCUCCAGUCUCGGCUGGACCAGCUUGAGAUUGCCCGCCAAGCACAGAUGAAUGCAGACCACACGCAAUCACUCUCUGAAAUCAGCUGGGGCAACCAAAUAAGAUCUUAUGUGCUCCAUCCAUACCGUAUGGUCAAAGAUCUCCGGACAAACUACGAAGUAUCCGACCCUGAUUCAGUCCUUAAUGGAGAUCUAGAUGAUUUCAUCUUGAACUUUUUGUCAACAUCACUGGAUGAAGCUGAUGGAAGUGCCUGAAGUCCCAGAAAACUAUGGUUAUCGCUUAUCCUCGGCAGUAAUGACCAACCUGAGAUGGUAAGAAGAGCAACUUCAUUCUUUAGCACACUGACAAAAAUGACAUUUUAAAUGGUGAAAGGCUAAAGCGCGGAACAAUUAUAAAGGUGCAAAUAUCAGAACUAGACUAGAACGAGCUUAUAUUAACCUUCUAGUUAGAAAAGGGCAGUGCACUUCUGCUUCAUGGUUAGACUACAGUUCCUUUAUGUAUUAAUUGGUGCCUUUUGGUGUUAGUCUGCUAAAUAUAGUCAUCUCUUCUCAAUCCAGUUACCAUUCAUAAUUUUUUUCUUUUCUUAUUCCACAUUCACAAAUCAAAUAUUGUGCAAUUUUUUCCUUGAAUGGAUGCAUAAACAAUCUAUAUACUUUGCCAAUAGUAAUAACAAAGAAUGAAGCU
This is a messenger RNA of Oryza brachyantha (malo sina), 1910 nucleotides long. Its product is annotated as peptide chain release factor PrfB2, chloroplastic. Gene Ontology annotation, cellular component: cytoplasm. NCBI's taxonomy places the organism in Eukaryota, Viridiplantae, Streptophyta, Magnoliopsida, Poales, Poaceae. The record is from RefSeq and is a predicted model, not a curated record. The transcript has 7 exons. Gene Ontology annotation, molecular function: translation release factor activity, codon specific. Bases 71 to 1480 code for a protein of 469 amino acids. Gene Ontology annotation, biological process: translational termination.